Clarias gariepinus (North African catfish) is the source of this 1784-nucleotide messenger RNA. Its product is annotated as bifunctional apoptosis regulator-like. The record is from RefSeq and is a predicted model, not a curated record. Gene Ontology annotation, molecular function: protein binding; ubiquitin protein ligase activity. Bases 163 to 1512 code for a protein of 449 amino acids. NCBI's taxonomy places the organism in Eukaryota, Metazoa, Chordata, Actinopteri, Siluriformes, Clariidae. Gene Ontology annotation, cellular component: nucleus. Gene Ontology annotation, biological process: proteasome-mediated ubiquitin-dependent protein catabolic process. The transcript is spliced from 8 exons.
UGCUGUGUGAACGUGUCUCGUGAGUGUGACGAGCAGGAGGAAAUGAGCUUUGGGGCGGAGCUUGUUACUUUCAUUUAGAAUGUUUGCCAAAAACCAGCCUUAAGUUUCCUAUUAACUACAGAUCGUCUGCUUAUCAUCUGUAACUCAGGAGAACCGAAUUCAAUGGCAGACCCUCACCACAAACCCCCCGACUGCUGCAUCGACAUCUCAGAGCUUGAUGAUGAUGCUAAAGCUAACGGUAUCUCGCUGCCUGAAGUCACAUGUCUCUGCUGCUACGACGUGUUGCUGGAUCCCACCACGCUGAGCUGCGGACACAGUUUCUGUCGUCACUGUCUUGCCAUGUGGGUGCAGUCCUCCAGGGAGACCAGGUGUCCGACCUGUCGCUCGAUCUGGCACAGUUUCCCCAAAAUCAACAUCUCCUUCAGGGAUUUGGUGGAGAAACAUUUCCAGGCUGACGUGACGAGAAGACGUCGGAGCGUUAUGGCCGACCCGCGUGUCACUCGAUCUCUGCAGGUGUUAAAGCAAGCGGAGAGUGUGAUUCGCUGUCGAGUUGCCCCGCCCCUUGUGCGGUGGUACCCCUGGCUGGGUCCAGGGGGAUUCUUUUCUGGAGUACUCAUCACUCUCACCCUUACUGCUGUGGUGUUUCUGGUGUAUCACUGGAGUGCAGGAGAUCCGAAGGUGGAGCGUCUGGUGAAGAAGCCGCUGGGAGCGUGGACGACUGACGAGGUGGCGCUGUGGAUGGAGAACCUGGGGACGUGGACAUCUCCUUACAGGGACGUCUUCAUCAGGGAGCAGCUUAAUGGCAGGCUGUUAAACGCAUUUGGGGAACAGGAUUUCUUAAAGCCUCCAUACAGAAUAGAGAACGAGCUUCACAGACGAGCGUUACUGAAAGAAGUUCUACAUUUGCAGGAACUCGGCUUUAAACGGCCUCAAAAUCUCUGGGAGUACAAAGCAGUAAACGGAGGGAAGACUUUACUUCUCCUUUACACCAUGACCGACUCUCCACGACUCACCAUCCUCUACAUGUUCUUCUUCAAUUAUUACGACUCGUUCCUGCCCUUCAUUCACACCAGCUGUCCGUCGGCACAGAAGAGUUCAGGAGACGACCUGCCCUUUAGGAACCUGGACAGCCCUGAUUGGAGACAGUGGUUGUCGUUCGGGGUGCAGUUUUUUCUCCUGCCCUAUCAGUUGUGUUACGACUUUGUGUGGAAUUGGCAGGACGUUCACUACUGGACCUCACGCUGGGUCAUGUGGCACUGUUUAAUGCUCACACUGCGAGAAGGUCAGAUACUGUGGAAUCUCCGAAAACACUCACUCAGGUGCACCCUGAGCAUGCUGUCCUGCCAUGUGUGCAUCAUAGGAGCGGUCUCUUUCACCGGACUGAUCCUCUGGAACGUUCUGCAUCAGUUUCUUUGGGAUUGUGUGUUCUACUGGGCUCUUUACUUCAUCCCGUUAGCAAGUACAACCAUGGUUCUGUCUCCAUUGUUAGGCCAAUUUUGUGGAUAUUUAUAAAAUCAACACACACACACACACACACACACAGUAUAGUAGAUAUGCACAGUUAUAAUAGAUGUACACCAUGAAAAAUAUUAAGAUUAGGAAUGAUUUACAGGCCUUUAAAGAUCAUGAGUUUUAAAAAAAAUAUUUUCAUUAUCUGUCAUUUCCUAAAUUACUUCAUAUAUUUAUAUUUUCAAAGUUUAGGUUUGGGGAUUUAGGCUUUUGUUCAUCAACCCUUUGUAAAGUGUCUUGCUGUGAAUAACUAUAAAGUUUUAUUUUAGAUAAUA